UAAUAUUUGCGUAUAUGUGUAAUAUACCUCAAAAAGGCACUAUGAAAGAAGUUUGACCUUUUCGUGCUGUCUGUCACAUCUAUGACAUCUAUUUUAUUUAGAUAAAAGAUAGAACACAUUUAAACAAAAGAAGCUGACCCAACGAGACAGGCAAAUUUACAUUCCAGGUCUCCAAAAAUACAUGAAAACAUGAAAAGCCUUUUUUGUUGUGUUUAAGUGUUGUGGAAAGUAGAAAUUGAAGUGAUUUAGUGUUCAUUAAAAUGUGGUCAGAAAUUUCAGAUUGAUGACGAUUCAUAUCAAAUAUCAUGGCGAUCUGCUCUCCCCUGUAUAAGCUGCCUCGGAUCGAUACCAAAUUUUGCACAGCACUACUUUGCGGUCACAUGAGGUCUGCCCUUCCUCCUGUUCCCAUGGCAACGGGUAACCAAACAUUUCAAAGUCGGUGUCCCGUGAGCUGGAGCCAAUAUAAGUAGUACGCUAAUUUCUUUAAAAAACCACAUUAAUUAUUUGAGUAACCGAAAACUAUGAGACUUGCCUCGAGCUCCACGUCUUCUAGGGGCAAAAUUUACCUCGGCCGGUACCGCACACUGGCUCCCGGGUCUCGGGUGGAUGAAGAUCUGUUUGAGAACCAGAAAUCGUUUGACAAACGGGUAAAAUCAGCAGGUGUAGCAAAGGAUUGUUCAUGGAAGAACAAGGAAGGGGAGACUCUUCAAAUCAUCACCAAAGACCUCAUACGAAAUCUGCGGAUCCCCCAGAGAGAUCCUUCAAGAGAGUCCGUCUUACUUCCACCAGCUGAGUUUAAGCGGCUCACCUCAACAUCCUGGCUGCUCCUCAAGGAGGACAGAGAGGCCCUGAGGCAGGCUUACCAGAGGAAGAAAGAGGAGGACCUUAAAGCUGCAGAGGAAAGGAAGCAUAGGAUCCAUGAGGCAGACCUGUCCCGUAAGCAGAACCAGCCACUGACUGAGCUGGAGAUUGAAGCCCGGGAACGUGCACAGCGCCUGGUGGAGCGGAGUAAUGCUUUAAGGAUGGAACAGGAAGAUGAGAUCAAACAGCUCAACCAGCUGAUUUUAGGUGCUCAGUGCCAAGCAAAGCGUGACUACCAGAUCCAGGAGAAGAAGCAGAUCCAGAUGGAGUUGACAGAGGAGGAAAGGCGUCUGGACAGCAUGAUGGAGGUGGAGCGCCGCAAGGCUCUGGAGAGUCUGGACAAGAUUGAAGAGCUGCGCAGGCAGCAGAGAGUCAAGGGAAGGCGGGAAAUUUGUGAUCAGAUCCAGAAACGCCUGGAGAACCGAGAAUUGGAGGAAGGCAAGAAAGAGAAAGAGAGUCAGCAGAUACGAGAGGACCAGGAGAGAAUGAACCUGGAGGAUCUGGAGGUGCUGGAGAAGAAGAGGAUGGAGCAACAGCUUCUGCAGGAGGAGAUCAAGCGCAUCAAUGCCGAGACCAUGUGGGCAAAGGAGCGAAGGAUAGAGGAGGAGAAGCUGGCUGACAUGAGAGUGAAGGAGUAUCUCCUUAAAAAGCAGGAGCAGCAGGCAGAAUACGAAGCAGAGCAAAGACGAAUCAAGAAGGAGAAAGAAUUGGAGAUUGCUCGUUUGAGGGCCCAGCAAGAAAAAGAAAAAGACUACAAGGCUGAGCAGGAUGAGCUCCGUGCUCGCAGGAACCAGGAUGCUGCAGAGAGAGAGUGGAGGAGAAAAGAGAGGGAGCGGGCUGCAAAGAAAGCGCAGCUGGAGGCGACGCUGAGAGCGGCUCACAUGGAGCAGGUUCACUACAAAGAGCGCAAUCUGUCAGUGGAGGCGAGUCGGGAGAAGGCAGAGUUUGAGAGGCUGCUAAAAGUGCAGCAGGAAGAAAUGGUCAAAGAGCAGGUGCAAAACGACAGGCAGCAUCACAAAGUGCAGCAGCACGUGCAGGCCAUCCACCAGCAGAUGAAGGAACGCGAGAUCUUAGCCACAGCUAAGCGCAAAGAGACCUUCAAGGAGGCCAAACGGUUGAUGGAGGAAACCCGGCAGAGACGUCUGCGCCUUGAUGAGCUCAAACAAAAGAAGCUCCAGGAGCUCAAGGCUACAGGAAUCUGUGAAAAGUACUGCAAUCAGGUGGAAAGAAAGGUCCAGACCUUGAUGAGCUGAUCACCUGACCACUGGAUUCAAACGAGAACAAGCGAGAAGUUCUCAUCUGGUCCCGCCAUUGUAUUUACAGUCUAGUUUAACAUGUUUCAAUCACAAAUGUGGGUUAAAAUGUAAAGGAAUGUAACAAUAAAGACUAAUAGUUUACUAGUAUGGAAAA
Oreochromis niloticus (Nile tilapia) is the source of this 2271-nucleotide messenger RNA. RefSeq names its product cilia and flagella associated protein 45 (gene cfap45). NCBI's taxonomy places the organism in Eukaryota, Metazoa, Chordata, Actinopteri, Cichliformes, Cichlidae. The record is from RefSeq and is a predicted model, not a curated record. The transcript has 13 exons. The coding region runs from base 522 to 2114 and encodes 530 amino acids.